Closterium sp. Yama58-4 is the source of this 1824-nucleotide messenger RNA. NCBI's taxonomy places the organism in Eukaryota, Viridiplantae, Streptophyta, Zygnematophyceae, Desmidiales, Closteriaceae. The record is from the annotation of a GenBank genome assembly.
AUGGCUAGGAAGCGCAAGUCUGGAGCUGACGUUGCAACCGACGUCCCGCGGGAUCUCAACGAGAUCCCGUACAUCGCGUGGAUCAACAAGCAAAUUCCAUCCGGUCGCAAGCCUGCAGGCCCGCUGCCUGAAGGUGUACCGUCUCCCGGAGCCACCUCGUACGAAGCGCCGCGUGACGUCCCCACGCGCGGCCGUCGUGACGCCGACAGGGUUGCGUCCUCACGCGUCGUCGACGAUACCCCGCUGGACGAUGAUGAGGAUGACGACGGCGACUACCACGACUUCGCCGUCGCCACCGAUGACGAGGCGGACUCAGGCGAGGAGCCGGACAAGGGUAUGUCCGAUUCGGAGGACGAGUCCGAGGACGAGGCUGAGGCGCCAGAGGAGACGCAGCCCUCCGCUCCCGCUACGCGUGCCAGUCGUGCUAAGUCCGCUGCCCCUGCUACCGCCGCGUCUAAGGGCGACGAGCCUCCACGCCGCGGCCCAAAGACCCGCACUCAGGUGCCUGUGAAACGCAGCGUUUGGUCUCCGCUCGAGAACACGAUCUUCGUCGCGGCCCCAUGGUUCAUGAAGGACGAACUGGAGCCCCUGCUCGGGAAGCAGGGCUCGCAGUACUGGGCGCGCCUUGUGCACCAUCUCGAGAAGGAGAACCCGGGGUGGGUUCGCGGCGUCCACGCCAUGCAGAAACAGUGGCGCAACCUCGUGCAGUUCUACAAGCAGUUGAAGAAGGCGGAGAAGGCGUCGGGCAAGGGGACCGUGUGCAAGCCCCCGUGGUACCCGUACAUGGAGUUGUUCCUCAACAACCGGGCAGUUGCUAACCCGCAUGCCGUGGCUGCAGGAGGCGCGACGAACGUUAACGCGCCGUGUGGCUUCAACGUGCCCUCUACAUCGGCGCCUACGACGACUACUCCGACGUUCACUGCCCCCCCCCCGCAGUGCACCCCUCCGUCCAAGCGCCCGCGCGUGAUGGAGACGGCAACUAUGGCGGCCGCCAAGCUCGUCUGUGAGACGAUCAAGGACUGCCACCAGGACGCUAUGAGCAAGCUCGAAGGGCUUGUCCACGCCUGGAUGGAGCAGGAUGAGCGUAUAGCACGUGAACGUCUCCAGCAGACGGCGCCGGCUCCGCCUGCCCGCUACGGCGCACCGCCCGACGCUCCCGCCCAGACGGCCGCGAACGCCACCGAUGGUGGCGACGACGGAUGGUUCCGUCGCGGGCAGAGUGGCGACACGGCCGCUAACCCUGAUGAGGCCGCGGAGCGGGAGGAGGUGAAUGUGAAGAAGGGAAUCAAGGAGGCAGCAAAGCGAGGCGAUAUGGGAUCAGCCAAGCAUCUAGCCAAGGAGCUGGUGCGAUCGCGCAAGGCAAUUAGCCGCAUGCACGAGCAGAAAGCCCAGAUGAACUCCAUUUCGCUGCACCUGGGGGAGAACAUUGCCAUGGCGAAGGUGGCAGGGCACAUGGCGAAGAGCACAGAGGUGAUGAAGCUCGUCAGCGGGCUCAUUAAAGUGCCUCAGGUGGCGGGCACGAUGCAAGAGCUUUCAAAAGAGAUGAUGAAGGCUGGAUUGAUUAGUGAAAUGCUGGAAGAGGCUGUGGACGAUGCUUUGGACACGGAGGAGAUGGAGGAUGAGAUGGAAGAGGAGGUGAACAAGGUUCUUGAUGAGCUGGCAACGGAAGCUACCGCGCAGCUUCCCACAGCGGUGCGGCAAAAGCAGAGGGCGGCAGAGGCAGCAGGGGUGGAGGAGGAGGAUGAGAGGGUGCCUCAGAUGGAGAUGGGAUUGGGAGCAGAGGAGGAGGCGGAAUUGGCCCGGCUUAAAGCGAAGUACAAGUGA